GCGUGCAGCAAUGCGAAGCAGGAAGCGGUUGAAAGCGAGCAGCACCUGCAUGGAGAGGAUAUCGUAGUACUUAUUCGUAAUUGUUCUGACAGACUGGAACCUUUGGACCUGCUGAUACACCUGUGAUACACCUGCGUGUCUGUCCUCGGGGCUGAUGAUGGACCCACCACACACAGACUUCUUCUACUGCUGCGGAGCCGCCACGGAGCUGCUCAGGUUUGGAUCCUGCCCCCUAACCUCUGCACACAAGGUGCUCUUCCUCAUCAUCCCAGGUAACCCAGGUGUGGUGGGCUUCUACAGGACCUUCAUGCAGACGCUCCACAGCAGGUGUGGCUACCAGCACCCGGUGUGGGCCGUAAGCCACGCCGGCCACUGCGCUCCUCCGGCCUCCAUGGACAUGAUCGAAGACGGCGCCUCAGCGGCGGAGGACGACGUGUUCGGUCUGGACGGGCAGGUCGAACAUAAGCUGGCUUUCCUCAGGAAUCACGUUCCCAGAGAAACCAGCCUGGUCCUGAUCGGUCACUCCAUCGGCUGCUACAUCAUUCUGGAGAUGAUGAAGAGAAAUCCUGAGAGGAAGGUCCUGAAGGCGCUGCUGCUGUUUCCCACCAUCGAGCGCAUGGCUCAGAGCCCUCAGGGGAAGGUCAUGACCCCCGUGCUGUGUCACAUGCGUUACGUGGUCUACCUGCCCCUCUUCCUGCUCUCGCUGCUGCCCGACAGGCUCAAAGUCGGCCUCAUCAGACUGAUGCUGGGGGGAAUCCGCUCUCUGGACCACACUGUGGUGCAGCCCACCCUGGGUCUGCUCAGUGGAGACUCUGCAGCCAAUGCCAUGUACCUGGGCGGGCAGGAAAUGAGGAAAGUUCUAAAAAGAGACGACACGACUAUCGGGAAACAUCUCGACAAGCUGAUAUUUUAUUACGGAGCGACCGACCACUGGUGCCCGGUGCACUAUUAUCACGACAUCAAGCGGGACUUUCCGCUCGGCGACUUCAAGCUGUGUGAAAACGGCUUCCGUCACGCCUUCGUGCUGGACGCCGGACGAGAAGUCGCCGAAAUGGUGUUUGAAUGGAUCCGUGAAGAUUUACGGAGCCGAGUUCCCGGUGACCAAAACACUUCAUUCGGUGCCUCAGCUGGACGUUUGUAACGAGACCACAGAGCCGAACCAGAGGUUCACGUUGUCUUUGUGUAAUAAGAUGUGCAGGCGUGGAAGCUGUACAAGUUUGUGCUCAGUGAAAACACUAAACACAGCAUCAGGCUUCAGGGGCCACAUGCUUCCAACUCUUAUAUCCUGGCUAAUCACAUAAAAAUGUACAACGAUGGCAUGAGGGCGCUCAUCAUAGAGACCAAACAUUUAUUAAAGUUUAGAAAAUUUACAGUGAAAUUUCAAAGAAGUCCAGAUGAAGCCGCAGAUGUGAGGAACAGUAUUUUUAAUGCAUGUGAAAUAACUGCUGUAAUAUUAACUGUUGUUUAUAAUUGUGGGAAUAAAUGAAAACUUAAUUUAUUAAACACACAGAUUACAA
Messenger RNA from Haplochromis burtoni (Burton's mouthbrooder), 1517 nucleotides. RefSeq names its product lipid droplet associated hydrolase (gene ldah). Gene Ontology annotation, cellular component: lipid droplet. Gene Ontology annotation, biological process: lipid storage. The transcript is spliced from 7 exons. Bases 155 to 1141 code for a protein of 328 amino acids. Gene Ontology annotation, molecular function: lipase activity. The record is from RefSeq and is a predicted model, not a curated record. NCBI's taxonomy places the organism in Eukaryota, Metazoa, Chordata, Actinopteri, Cichliformes, Cichlidae.